AUGGUGGUAACCAAAAGAAAAGUUUCCGAAUCUUUUGAUGAGGAUAGUAGUAGUAAUGAUACCAAUUCCACAACACCAAAUAAAUUUAAAAAAAAUGAUGAAAUUGACACAAAUAAUAAUAAUACCACAACCACAACAACCACAACUACAACAUCAUCAUCAACAUCAUCAUCAUCAUCAACAUCAACAUCAUCACCAAGAAAAGAAGAAAUUUUAAAAAUUUUAACAAAUGAUAAUGUAAAGAAUUUAAAUGUUGUUGAAAUGAAAGAAUGGUUUAAAGAGAUUUCAUUCCAAUUAUUAAAUAAUGUUGUAUUGAUGAUAAAUGAACAAGCACAUAUGUUGGUUGAAAUUGAAUUUUAUUUUAAAGGAUGUAAACAUAUUGAUCAUUUCACCCAUGGUGAUAGUAUGCAAUUGGAGAGAGGUACAUGGUAUUUCCAUAGAAGUGGAUCAGGAUACAAAGGUGGUAGUUUCAAAGGACUCGAUAUAACAUUUGGAUUAGGUGACAGUGAUGAUGAGUCUGAAAAGAAAACUUAUGGUGGUAUAUUAAUUAGAUCAAUUCAAAUCUUAUCUGAUAAAUCGAUUAUUGACGGUCCAAGUUUAUGUGUUGACCAUAUAUUAAAAACUACAAAUUCAAAAGAUAUCUCACAAUUUAUCAGAUCACAUGGUAGAUCAAUUUUUGAGAAUGAAAAUUCAUCAUUAUAUCUCAAAAUGAGGGACCAAGUUUUAACAAAUAAUAAUAGUGGUGGUGGUAGUAGUGGUGGUAGCAGUGGUAAUGAUGAUAGUGGUGAGAAUUUGAAAUCCUUGACAUUACCACCAAUAGUUUCCAAAUCCAUGAUUUUAUCAUGUCCUAGAGUUGGUUUAACACUUAAACGUUAUAAACCAUCUCAAGAAUUUUUCAUUGGUGGCGAUUAUCGUUUCAUUAGAUUACCUGAUAAAGUGAAAAAGGGUAAACAUUACAUGACUGUCAAAUUGGCAUUACUCGGCCAAGAUAGUAAUACCAUAAAGAAUCAAGUUGGUUCCACUACUGCCACCAUAGAAAAAAUUAAAGCUCAAAUUAAAGCUGGUGAAAAAUUAUCAAAAUCUGAUUUAUCCAGUUUUAGAGGUGACCUUUCCGCUGACGAAAUGUGUAAAUUACUUGGACUUUGUAAUAAAUUAUAUAAUGAAAAAAUUAAUUCAAGUAAUGGUGAAAUCGAUGUUGAUAUUAAUACAAAAAUUACAAAUGAUGGUGAUGAUGAUAAUAAUAGCGAUAAUUAA
Dictyostelium discoideum AX4 is the source of this 1254-nucleotide messenger RNA. RefSeq lists its product as hypothetical. Lineage: Eukaryota; Evosea; Eumycetozoa; Dictyosteliales; Dictyosteliaceae. The transcript has a single exon. The coding region runs from base 1 to 1254 and encodes 417 amino acids. The record is from RefSeq and is a predicted model, not a curated record.